AUGAAACAAACAAUCGAAGUGUUAUCAUGUGAAAUAUUUUUGAUGAAUUUCAUAGAAUUUACGAAAGAAGAGCUGAAACAAAAUACUAGUACACUCCGUUGGGUCAAACACGUCAACGAUACAAUUUCUAGGAGUUCUAUAAUGGUUAUAAAGAAAACAAAAGAAUUUAAAGAAGUACUGAUGGAGCGUAUCGAACAGUUCAAUAUCGACUUGGACAUCUAUAGAUCUGAGUUGGAUGAAUUUCGGCAAUUGGGGGACAUAAAUGAUAUAAAAAUAUAUGCCGAAAAAUCUCAAAACUUAGAUGAUAAAUUAAAUAAAGCUUUGGAUACAAUUGAUGAAUUCAACAAACAAGAAAAAUACUUUCAGAUGGAGGAAAGUGUAUAUCCACUUCGAAAAUUUGUUKCAGAUUCUUUAGCGCCGUACAAACUGCUCUAUGAUAACUGUUCAGAGUUUAUUGUAAAUCAUGAAAAUUGGAUGAAUGCUACCAUUGGUACAUACGACCCAGAGCAGAUCGAUCAAAAUGUGACCAACUGCUAUCGUAACAUAUCAAAACUCGAAAGAACAUUCAUGAAAAAUCCUGCCCCAUUGGCUAUUGCAAUUAAAGUACGGUCGCUGAUUGAAACAUUUAAAAAAAGAAUCCCRGAAAUAUUAACAUUGGGCAAUUUAGGUCUUAAACGACGUCACUGGGAAGACAUUUCAAAUAUAGUCGGAUUUGUAAUGUUCCCCGAUCAAAAUCUAACGAUGGCAAAAGUUUUAAAUCUCAAUCUCGGUAAAUUUGUACCUCAAUUUGAAAUAAUCAGUGAUGGAGCUUCUAAAGAAAAUAAUUUGGAUAAGAGGCUAAAUAUUAUGGUAGAGGAAUGGAAAGAUUUAAACUUUACCAUAUUAGACUACAAAGAUUCGGGAACAUUUAUUUUAUCAGGAAUUGAUGAUGUACAAUUAUUGCUUGAUGAUCACAUAUUAAAAACAACUGCGAUGAAAUCUUCUCCUUUUGUUAAGCCUUUUGAAAACAAAUUAUUAGAAUGGGAAGCAAAAAUUGUUACUUUGAAUGAAAUAAUAGAGUUAUUGGUCAGAGUUCAAAUUACAUGGAUGUACUUAGAAUCUAUUUUUUCAUCUCCAGAUAUACAAAGACAGAUGCCAGAUGAAUCACAAAAGUUUAAUGCUGUUGAUAAGAUGUGGAGAGACACUAUGAAAGAUAUUAAAAAAUCAAUGAAUAUUUUACAAACUAUUAAUAUAGAAAAUAUCUUACAAAAUUUAAAAAAAAGUUAUAUGCUUUUAAAUUUGGUGCAAAAAGGUUUAAAUAAUUAUCUUGAAACCAAACGACUUUAUUUUCCAAGAUUAUUUUUUUUAUCAAACGACGAACUUCUUGAAAUCAUAUCAGAAACCAAAGACCCAAAGAGAGUACAGCCACAUUUAAAAAAAUGUUUUGAAGGAAUAGCUACACUUGUUUUUACUGAAAAACUGGAUGUUAUAUCUAUGGUAUCUAGUGAAGCAGAGAUCGUAAAUUUAUCAACAACAAUAAAUACAGCAAAAGCUAGAGGUCAAGUUGAGAGAUGGCUAUUAGAUUUGGAACUGUCGAUGAAGAUUACUGUACGUGCAGUAAUCGGAAAGGCUUUGUUAGCUUAUCAGAAUACCGUCAGACAUGAAUGGGUAAUGCAAUGGCCCGGCCAAGCAGUUUUAGCUGUUUCGUGUACAUAUUGGACUGUCGAGAUGACGCAAGCAAUUAAACAUCAUCCUGAUGGUCUUUCGGUAUAUUUGAAUAAAUGUAAUAGGCAGAUCGAUAAAAUUGUGAAAUUGGUUCGAGGUGUGUUGUCAGUUCAAACGCGAUUAACAUUGGGAGCAUUGAUCGUAAUCGACGUCCAUGCUAGAGAUGUUGUUGAUGACUUGUCAAACAAAAAUAUUCGUAAAAUAAAUGACUUUGGAUGGAUUAGCCAAUUGAGAUAUUAUUGGAUGGAAGAGAAUUUAUUUACCUCUAUGAUCAAUUCAUCAUUGAAUUACGGUUACGAAUAUCUAGGUAAUUCGGCAAGAUUAGUUAUUACUCCUCUCACUGACCGUUGUUAUCGAACACUGUUUUGCGCUCUUCAAUUAAAUUUGGGUGGUGCACCUGAAGGACCAGCUGGUACCGGCAAAACAGAAACUACCAAAGACUUGGCAAAAGCGAUAGCUAAACAAUGUGUCGUUUUUAAUUGCUCAGAUAGUAUGGACUACAUUGGUCUUGGAAAAUUUUUCAAAGGUUUAUUGUCAUGUGGUGCAUGGGCAUGUUUUGACGAAUUUAAUCGCAUAGACUUAGAAGUUUUAUCAGUAGUCGCACAACAAAUAUUGACCAUUCAACGAGGUAUACAAGCUGGAUUGACAAAAAUAUUUUUUGAAGGCUCAAAUUUAACAUUAGACAAUACUUGCGCUAUAUUUAUAACUAUGAAUCCUGGUUAUGCUGGGCGUUCAGAGUUACCAGAUAAUUUAAAAGCUUUAUUCCGUUCAGUGGCGAUGAUGGUACCCGACUAUGCUUUAAUAUCUGAAAUAGUAUUGUAUUCUCAAGGGUUUAGCUUAGCUCGAUCGUUGUCGGUAAAAAUUGUAGCAACGUAUAAACUAUGUUCCGAACAGCUUUCGUCACAAAACCAUUAUGAUUAUGGAAUGAGAGCGGUUAAAACUGUACUAACAGCAGCCGGUAAYCUAAAACUGAAAUAUCCCGAAGAAGAUGAAAAUAUUCUCAUGUUGCGUUCUAUCAAUGAYGUUAAUUUACCAAAGUUUCUUAAACACGAUAUCCCGUUGUUUAAAGGAUUAACUUCAGAUUUGUUCCCUGGAAUUAAAUUGCCAACACCAGAUUAUAAAAUUCUAAACGCUGCAAUAGAAGAACACUGUAAAAUAAUGAAUCUACAAUGCACUUCGUUCUUUAUUGAAAAAAUUCAACAAAUAUAUGAAAUGAUGGUUGUUAGACAUGGAUUUAUGAUUGUGGGUUUUCCGUUUAGUGGUAAAACAUCAGCCUAUAAAGUACUCAGUGGUGCAUUGAAAAUUAUUGAAACUAAAAAAUUAAUGAAUGAACACAAAGUCGAAAUAAUGGUAAUAAAUCCAAAGUCUAUAACAUUGGGUCAACUUUAUGGUCAAUUUGAUUUAACAUCACACGAAUGGUCGGACGGAAUUUUGGCUGUUGGAUUCCGCAAAUUUGCUUCUUCAACUAAUCUCGACAGAAAAUGGUUGAUUUUUGAUGGUCCAGUAGAUGCCAUUUGGAUUGAAAGUAUGAAUACUGUAUUGGAUGAUAACAAAAAAUUAUGUUUAAUAUCAGGAGAAAUUAUACAACUUGCAAACACAACUAAUUUGAUCUUCGAACCUAUGGACUUGGAUGUUGCAUCGCCAGCCACGGUAAUCAAGUGUGGUAUGAUUUACAUGGAACCAGUUUCAUUGGGCUGGGAGUGUUUAGUGACUUCGUGGAUAAACCAAUUGUCUCCUUACUUACCACCGAAACAUAAAGAGACAUUACAUAAACAUAUCAUACGAUUCACUCGGUCAAUAUUAUUCAUGUUAAGACGUUGUAAUAUUAACGAAGUUUUUCCUACUAGUGAUAUGAACUUGGUCAGAUCACUAACAAAUAUUUGUGAUACCUAUUUGAACCCAUACAAURACGAAGAACAUUUAAAAACAAUCUCACAGAUUGAUAUGAGAUCACAAAUAGAAUGCAUAUGUUUUUUUGGUUGUAUAUGGUCAAUGGGAGCUGCAUUAGAUACAAAUAGCCGAGUUAAAUUUAACCUCCUGUUUCGAGCAUUGUUAGAAGACAAAUUUCCUAAAAAAGUCGCACGUGCAUUGAACAUACCACUUGAAUUAUGUCCAUCGCCAGAUAAACCAUACACAAAUGUAAUUCCUAAAAGUGGUUUAGUUUUUGACUACAGAUAUGUUCUAAACAAAAAAGGCAAAGGAACAUGGAAACUAUGGACAGAUUAUAUAGAAGAUGAACCACCGAUACCUCAAGACAUUCCAUUCAAUGAAAUUAUAGUUCCGACAAUAGAUACAAUAAGAAACCAAGCACUAAUGUCAUUGUUAUUAGAAAAUAAUAAACCCAUACUCAUGGUAGGCAAAACUGGAACAGGAAAAUCAGCUUACACUAUGAAUUACAUUUUUACAAAAAUCGACAAAGAAUUCAACAGCUCAUCGUGUAUAAAUUUUUCCGCACAGACAUCAUCAAAUAUUACGCAAGACAUAAUAAUGAGCAAACUUGUUAAGAGGAGACGCGGUGUGUUUGGUCCUCCAAUYGGCACUAAGUGCAUAAUAUUUAUCGAUGAUUUGAGUAUGCCACUAAAAGAGUACUAUGGUGCACAGCCACCUGUYGAAUUGUUGCGCCAAUGUAUGGAUAAAUUUCCAUGGUACGACCGUAAAGAAUUAGAGGCCAUACACCUUCAAGACGUUCUUAUACUAUGUGCGAUGGGUCCUCCAUCAUCYGGAAAUACUGUGACUCCUAGGUUUAGUCGUCAUUUUAACAUAAUUGUGACAAACUCAUUCGACGAUAUUACAAUGGUUACAAUUUUUAGUAAAAUUUUAUUCUGGCAUUUAGAAAACAAAGGUUUUGGUAAAAAAUUUGAUUCAUCUGUUGAUCAGUUAAUAAAUUCAACAUUAGAAAUACAUAAAAAGAGCAUAGGAUAUUUGAUGCCAACUCCAGAUAAAUCGCAUUACUUAUUCAAUUUAAGAGAUUUUUCUAAAGUUAUACAGGGCAUUAUGUUUUCUGUUCCUGAAACUAUAACCGAUGUGAUCUCCAUGAAACGUCUUUGGGUACAUGAAAUACUUAGAGUAUACUAUGACCGUUUAGUAGAUGAAUCUGACCGUGCGUGGUUUUUCGAAAAUUUACGUUUUGUCUGUAAAGAAUUUCUGGAYGAAGACCUAAAUCAAAUGUUUAUUCAUCUUAUCACGACGGAAAGCAAAAUAAUAACUCAAAAUGAACUGCGCCAAUUAAUUUAUUGUGAUUUCUCUAAUCCACAUUCUCAAGAUAAAAAUUAUAAGGAAAUUCGUGAUUUAAACAGUCUCCGGUUGACAGUUGAAGAAUUUCUCAGUGAAUUCAAUCAAAUAAGCAAAAAGCCUAUGCAUUUAGUGCUUUUUAGAUUCGCUCUCGAACAUUUAUCCCGGAUUUGUCGUAUCAUGAACCAGCCACGAGGGCAUGCUUUACUUAUUGGUUUAGGAGGAUCGGGUCGCCAGUCAUUAACAAGACUAGCUGCACAUAUUUCACAAUAUGAACUAUUUCAGAUAAAAUUGACUCGCUUAUAUGGAGUAAAUGAAUGGCAUGAGGAUUUAAAACACAUAUUUAGACAAGCUACUCUUGCRUUUAAUCAAAAUGUUAUAUUCUUGUUUACGGAUUCAGAAAUAAAAAAUGAAGGAAUGGUUGAAGAUAUAAACAAUUUACUAAAUUCUGGAGAAGUACCUAAUCUAUUKGUGAUGGACGAAAAACUAGAGAUCUGUGAUAAAAUGCGUGAACUAGAUAAGCAACGAGACAAAACUUUACAAACUGAUGGUAGUUUAACCGAAUUAUUUAAUUUAUUUAUUCAAACGGUAAGAGAUCAACUGCAUGUGUCGUUGGCAUUUAGUCCAAUUGGAAAUGGCCUUAGAACAAGGAUAAGACAAUUUCCAUCACUAGUACAAUGUUGUACUAUUGACUGGUUUCAGACCUGGCCAUCGGAUGCGUUAAUAGCUGUAGCUAAAAAUUUUUUAAGUGACGUUGAACUAACAGAUCACGAACGCAAUGUUAGUAUUAAAAUGUGCCAAAAAUUUCAUACGACAACUAUAAAUCUUUCAGUAGAGUUCAAUGCUAAAUUACAACGUAGAACUUAUGUAACGCCAACUUCUUACUUGGAAAUGAUCAACACUUUUAAAGAUGUUUUAAAUAAAAAACGAUUAAGAAACGAACUGAGKAAAAAAGCAYUACAAAAUACAUCAGACGAGUGCAUAAGAGAAUAUGAAGAACAAAGAACAUUGACAAAUAAAGUGUUAAGGGGAGAAAAACGUCUACAUGAAAAGAAACAAAUAGAAGAAAUAGAAAUCAAUAGAUACAACGCAAAAAUGUUUUUCAAAAUGUCUGGGGAAGYAAAAGUUGGCUUCAAACCACAAACAAGGAUCUUAGUGGACGAUACGGAGACUAUGAUCACAGAAGAAAGACAAGUAMGAGUAAUUAACCAAUUCAAGGAACAUUUUGAAGACCUCCUGAACCGACCCUCAAUAGSGCAUGAUUUAAAUCCAAGCGAAGACUGCCUAACAGCAGAAAUAGAUAUAGACGUUCCUAAAUACGAAGAAAUUGAGACUCUGAUUAAGAGGCUUAGCAACAACAAAGCCCCAGGAGAAAACAACAUAGUAGCGGAAUUACUUAAAAAAGGUGGUACAAUGUUGAACACUGAGACAAUCCCAAAAGAAUGGAAAACUGCAAUUAUAUGCCCAAUAUUUAAAAAAGGCAACCCCACUAAAACUGAGAACUAUAGAGGAAUUUCGCUACUGGACACAUGCUAUAAAAUUYUGACAACACUGAUAUUAGAAAGGUUAAACCCGUAUGUUGAAGAAAUAGUUGGGAAUUACCAAUGCGGGUUUAGGAGAGGRAAAUCCACAACAGACCAUGUUUUCGCCCUAAGAYAGAUAAUGUCAAAAUACUACGAAUUUGGAAAGGACCUGCAUCUAGUCUUUGUGGAUUACAAGCAGGCGUAUGAUAGUGUAGACAGAGAAGAGCUUUGGAAAGCAUUGGUAAUUUUAGGAAUACUCAAAAAAUAUGUGAAUGUAAUAAAAGCAUGUUACGAAAAAACACUAUGCAAAGUGUGUUUUGUACAAGGCAUCUCAGAUCUUUUUGAAGUUAAAUCUGACCUUAAACAAGGGGACGCGUUGUCACAUGCACUAUUUAACUUGGCGGUCGAAAAAAUAAUUAGAGACACAAUUGAUGACAGAAGGAUGGGGAUAAGCAAUGAACAAGUUAUGUUAGCCUACGCAGAUGACAUUGUGCUGAUGGGUGAAACCAAAGAGGAAAUCAUCAACUCAACAUCUAAACUCAUAAAUGCAAGUAAAGGAAUAGGAUUACAUAUAUGCGAAAGCUUCACUAGUGAGCACACUCAUCCCGAGUUUAGACUUUGGUUGACGUCAUAUCCCGUCGAGUAUUUUCCUGUAUCUGUUUUACAAAAUAGUAUAAAAAUUACAAAUGAACCACCAAAAGGGCUUCGAGCCAACCUUUACAGAUCGUUUACAAGUGACCCGAUUGUGAACGAAGAAUUCUUCGAGGGCUGUAAACAAGGCAAUAACUUCAAGAAGAUGCUUUUCGGUCUGUGCUUCUUCCAUGCUCUAAUACAAGAGCGGCGUCAUUUCGGUCCAAUCGGAUGGAAUCGGCCAUACGAAUUCAACGAGACUGACCUUAGAAUUAGCGUCGUUCAGUUACAAAACUUCCUUAACGAAUAUUCAAAGAUUCAAUUUGAAGCUUUGCGUUAUUUGACUGGUGAAUGCAACUACGGUGGCCGAGUAACCGACGACUGGGACCGGAGAUGUUUAGUUACGUUUCUAAACAAGUUCUAUACGCCAGAGAUUGUCAAAUACAAAAAUUAUAAAUUUGAUAAAUCYGGUACUUACUAUUGCCCAAAUUUGAAAAAAUACGAUCAUUUUGUGGAUUACAUUCAAGAACUACCUUCAAUCACUCGACCUAGUAUAUUUGGUAUGAAUGAAAACGCAGAUCUCAUUAAGGAACAACAAGAAACUGAUAUGUUUCUUACUUCUGUUAUCAGUACACAGAAUAUGGAAAGUUCAAAAGAAGGGAAAGGAGUAUCGUCAGAAGAACUUAUCAUAAUAUUUGCUGUAGAUGUUUUAAAUAAACUUCCGAUUCCUUUUGAUACAAUUCUUGCAUUAGAAAAAUACCCCACUACCUACAAUCAGUCUAUGAACACAGUUUUAGUUCAAGAAAUGGGACGGUUCAAUAACCUUUUGAACGCAAUAAGUUCAAGUCUAAUUAAUGUUCAAAAAGCUAUCAAAGGUCUAAUAUUGAUAUCUAAUGAAUUGGAAGAACUAUGUCAAAGUAUCAUAAAUGGAAAAAUUCCGACAGCCUGGGCAAGAAAUUCCUAUCCAUCWUUAAAACCAUUGGGGAGUUAUGUGAAAGAUUUCUUACAGAGAAUGGCGUUUUUGCAAAAAUGGUACGAUAAUGAUGCUCCGAAAUUGUUCUGGUUAUCCGGAUUUUAUUUCACGCAAGCUUUUUUGACUGGAACACAACAGAAUUUUGCCAGAAAGUAUAAGAUACCAAUUGAUUUACUAACAUUUGAUUAUAAAAUAUUGAAAAAAUCCACAGCGACAGACGUCGAGCCCGUUGACGGCGUUUACGUAUAUGGUCUGUACUUGGAUGGGGCCCGGUGGAGCGACCGGRAUGGCGUGUUGAAAGAAUCGAAACCGAAACAGCUGUUCUGUACUAUGCCGUUGAUCCACUUGCUGCCGGCGAUGAGGUCAACAGCGCAACCCGUCGCAAUAUAUCUGUGUCCGAUGUACAAGACGGCGGAGCGGAAGGGCACGCUGUCCACCACCGGACAUUCGACCAACUUUGUGAUCGCAGUGUCCGUACCCAUCGACAGAUCACCUGACCACUGGAYCAUGAGGGGYGUUGCUUUCCUCUGUCAGUUGUCCCAGUAA
Molecule: messenger RNA, 8607 nt
Organism: Diuraphis noxia (Russian wheat aphid)
Lineage: Eukaryota; Metazoa; Arthropoda; Insecta; Hemiptera; Aphididae
Product: dynein axonemal heavy chain 7-like
Biological process (GO): microtubule-based movement
Cellular component (GO): dynein complex
Molecular function (GO): minus-end-directed microtubule motor activity; dynein intermediate chain binding; dynein light intermediate chain binding
Source: RefSeq, a predicted model, not a curated record